AUGCCUCAACAAUCCCCGCCCCCCUCGCCCUCGCGGGAGGCAUAUUACCCCCUUACCAACCUGCGAGACACUGGGAGUGAGGACCGCACUCUUCCUGCACCCACCACCUACGACGAGUUCAAGAAGAGCAAGAAGAUGGACCACUACACCAGGACCACGCGAUGGAUCAAGCCUGCUGGCGAGAGUGGCCGCAAGGGCUUCCAUCCUAUACACUUUACCAAGAUCUCGUUCAAGUCGGCGAGUCGAGCUAGUUUGCUCUGCAAUUUGUUCUGGCCUGUUGUACCUGCUGCCAUUGCUGUUCGCUAUGCUCUUCCCGACCACCACACCCUCAUCUUUAUUCUCGCCUACAUCGCCAUGGUCCCUUGUGCCAACAUGAUUGGCUUCGCUGGCCAAGAACUCGCCCGAAAGCUGCCUCAUGUCUUUGGCGUCCUCACUGAGAUCACUAUCGGUUCCAUUGUCGAAAUUGUUCUUUUCAUGGUCCUUCUGAACAAGGACAUGUACUUCGUUAUCAAGGCUGCCAUCCUGGGUUCCAUCCUUGCCACUAUGCUUUUCUGCUUGGGCGCCUGCUUCUUUGUGGGUGGACUGCUGGAGGAGGAACAGACAUUCAACGAGGCGAUUAGCGAAGCCGGAAGCGGUUUGCUCUUCACUGCCGGUGUCGUUCUCGCACUACCAACCGUUUUCGAGCAUGGUCGAUUUGCCGGCAACAACGACACGGAUGCAGAAGUUGAGCACCAGACGCUGCAGAUCUCUCGCGUCAUCUCAAUCCUUCUCAUCAUUGCCUACAUCGUCUACGUCUUUUUCCAGACGCGAACUCACCACGGUAUCUACGACGCCAUCUUCGAGCACGACGAGCACCGUGACAAGGACAAGCACAAGGACGUUGACAAGGCCAAGCUCACCCUGACCGAGUGUGUCCUUGCGUUGGCCGUCUCCGUUGCUCUUGUGUCACUCAUGGCCGUCAUCCUGGUCUUGCAGAUCCACCAUGUUAUUGAGAGGGGAGAUGUGUCUGAUGCCUUCAUGGGUCUUAUCUUAGUGCCUUUUGUCGAGAAGUUUGCCGAGCAUCUCACCGCUGUCGAUGAGGCCUGGGACAACCAGAUGAACUUUGCCCUCUCUCACGUUCUCGGUGCUACUCUGCAGACCGCCCUCUUCAAUGCACCCCUGGCUGUCAUCGUCAGCUGGGGUCUCGGCAAGGAGCUUGAUCUCAACUUUGAUGUCUUCAACUUGGUCAUGCUUAUUCUUGGUAUCCUCACCGUUGGCCGAUUCCUUCAGGACCAGAAGAGCAACUACCUGGAGGGUUUCCUGCUCAUGAUUCUCUACGUGGCCAUUGCCGCUGGUGCGUGGUACUACCCUGACCCCGUCGAGCACGGAGCUUCCGGUGGAAGUGAGGGUGCAAGCGAGGGUGGUCACUAA
Molecule: messenger RNA, 1410 nt
Organism: Fusarium keratoplasticum
Lineage: Eukaryota; Fungi; Ascomycota; Sordariomycetes; Hypocreales; Nectriaceae
Product: Vacuolar calcium ion transporter
Exons: 4
Coding region: 1-1410 (469 amino acids)
Biological process (GO): intracellular calcium ion homeostasis; calcium ion transmembrane transport
Cellular component (GO): fungal-type vacuole membrane
Molecular function (GO): calcium:proton antiporter activity
Source: RefSeq, a predicted model, not a curated record